AUGACCGAUACCCCAUCAAGCCAAAAUGAACGGAGACAGGCGGAAGCAGAUAUAGUAUCCCGACAUCUGCCAUCUGGCUAUACCGCUGAACCCGAUGCCGUCUCAACUGCCCCGAACAACGCAUCAGCGUCUGCGCCAAUCCUCCCAUCAUCAGCCGAAGAGCCGCAAGACUCGCUGACGCUACAAGGCGGUGACAUCCACCGGGAAAUUUUCAAGAUUGGCGCUAGAGCCAGACUGCCUGCAAGAGCUGCCACUUUCGCGAACCCCAACCUGCGUAGAUCCAGCACUUUUGGCCCAUACAGAAAUGACAUCACACCUAGCGAUCAGCUCGCCCCGGGCGGAUUUCGGCGCCAGUUCUUGCAGCGGCAGCAGAGACGCUUCAACAGCGUAACGAGUCCGGUCACCAGGAAUUUUGUCUCAUUCCUCGACCUUUAUGGGAGCUUUGCAGGGGAGGACCUUGCAGAGUCGGAGGAUGAAUCUGCCCUCGACAGCGCCGAUGAGGAGGCGGAAUCUCAGGCCGGUGAGACCAGACCGCUACUGGGCCGGCGCAAGAGUUCUCGGCGAGCCGAAAAGCUAGGGGAAGCGACCACGUUGAAAUCCUUCUUCACUUUACUCAAGGCGUUCAUUGGUACGGGCAUCAUGUUUCUCCCCAAAGCUUUCAGGAACGGUGGCAUUCUCUUUUCUUCCAUCACCCUAGUGACCGUCUCAUUGAUAUCCUGUCUCUGUUUCCACCUGCUCCUGACAUGCAGACAGCGCUACGGCGGCGGCUACGGCGAAUUGGGCGCCGCGAUCGGAGGCCCCAGGUUUAGAGCCUUGAUACUCGGAUCCAUUACGAUAUCGCAGAUAGGUUUCGUCUGCGCAGGCAUCAUCUUCACCGCCGAAAAUCUGGCCUCGUUUCUAGACGCCGUCACGUCCUCUCCUACCGCACCAUUGAGCGGGAAGGCUCUCAUAGCGAUUCAACUCGUCGUACUAAUCCCGCUCGCCCUCAUCCGCAACAUCUCGAAACUGGGCCCCGCGGCUCUCCUAGCUGACGUCUUCAUUCUCUUCGGCUUGAUCUACAUCUGGUACUACGACAUCGCCACCCUCGCUUCCAAAGGCCUGCAUCCAACAGUCGAGCUGUUUAACCCCCGCGAUUUCACCCUCACUAUCGGCUCCGCCAUCUUCACCUUCGAAGGCAUCGGCCUCAUCCUGCCCAUCCAAUCCUCGAUGGCGCAACCGGAAAAAUUCUCCCGCCUUCUCUACAUCGUCAUGAUAAUCAUAACCAUCAUCUUCACCUCCAUCGGCGCCCUCUGCUACGCCACCUUCGGCGACAAAACCCGCGUCGAAAUCAUCUCCAAUUUCCCCCAAAGCAGCAAGCUCGUCAACGCCGUGCAGUUUCUCUAUUCCAUGGCCGUCCUCGUCGGCACACCAGUGCAGCUCUUCCCCGCCGCCCGCAUUAUCGAAACGUCCCUCUUCGGCGAACGAGCCUCCGGCAAGCGUUCCUCGGCCACAAAGUGGAAGAAGAAUGCCUUCCGUGCCGCCAUCACGGUUCUGUGCGGCCUCAUUGCCAUCCUGGGCGCGAGUGAUCUGGACAAGUUUGUGGCGCUCAUUGGCAGCUUCGCGUGCGUGCCGCUCGUGUACAUUUAUCCGGCACUGCUGCAUUUCAAAGGGGUGGCGGAGUCGAAGUGGACUAAGGUUGGUGAUGCAUUGCUGAUGGUUGUGGGGCUAGGGGCGAUGGUUUACACGACUGUUAUCACAGUGUCGAGAUGGAUAGAGGGAUGA
Letharia columbiana is the source of this 1761-nucleotide messenger RNA. RefSeq lists its product as uncharacterized. The record is from RefSeq and is a predicted model, not a curated record. NCBI's taxonomy places the organism in Eukaryota, Fungi, Ascomycota, Lecanoromycetes, Lecanorales, Parmeliaceae. Gene Ontology annotation, biological process: amino acid transmembrane transport. Gene Ontology annotation, molecular function: amino acid transmembrane transporter activity. The transcript has a single exon. Bases 1 to 1761 code for a protein of 586 amino acids.